AUCCAUUUUUACAUUAGUCAAAGGCCAUUGUUGUUAAACUUGAUGAGAAAAUUCACCAAAGAAAGAAAUUUGGUGAAACCGGCCAAGACAAGAUUUGCAACGGCAUUCUUAACUUUGAGAGCUAUGUACAUACAAAGAAAAAACUCGAGAACUUUAGUCCUCUCAACCGAAUGGAAUUCAAGUAAAUUUGCAAAGGAAACUUUGGGAAAAGAAGUUGCCAAUCUUAUUAUUUCUGUCCACUUUUGAAAUGAUGUUGUUCGGGCACUUAUAAUUUGUGGCCCUUUGACAAAAGUGCUUCGUUUGGUGGAUGGGGAGAAAAAACCACCAAUGAGUUAUAUUUAUGAAGCAAUGGAUAGAGCCAAAGAAGCUAUUGCACAUGGUUUUCGUGGAGUUAAGAAGCAAUAUAAGAAAGUGUAUGAAAUUAUUGAUGCAAGGUGGUCAGAACAACUCCAUCGGCCUUUGCAUGCUGCAGGCCAUGUUUUGAACCCACAAUUAUAUUAUAAAGCUCAAGAAGAGGGAACUUUAGCAAAGACUCUGUGGACCGAGUAUAUUGUAUGUGUUGAGAAGUUGGUCCAUGAUACAACAAUACAAGAUGCACUAGUCGCUGAGCUUCCUAAGUACAAAAUGGCGGAUGGACUAUUUGGUUGUGGUCCGGCUAAAAGAGCUAGAGACACAAGGUCACCGGUGAAACACCAAACUUGCAAAAGUUUGCCAUGAAAGUAUUAAGCCUAACUUGUAGCUCAUCCGGAUGUGAGCGAAAU
Solanum pennellii is the source of this 761-nucleotide messenger RNA. RefSeq lists its product as uncharacterized. The coding region runs from base 328 to 717 and encodes 129 amino acids. The transcript is spliced from 2 exons. Lineage: Eukaryota; Viridiplantae; Streptophyta; Magnoliopsida; Solanales; Solanaceae. The record is from RefSeq and is a predicted model, not a curated record.